Monosiga brevicollis MX1 is the source of this 725-nucleotide messenger RNA. RefSeq lists its product as uncharacterized. The transcript is spliced from 3 exons. The annotation marks the transcript as partial. The record is from RefSeq and is a predicted model, not a curated record. Lineage: Eukaryota; Choanoflagellata; Craspedida; Salpingoecidae.
CAGAAACCCCUCGACAAACACACACACACACACACACAACAUGGCUGACGAAGGUCUAACACCAGAGGAGCUUGCCUUCAAGAAGAAGUAUGGUCGCUUGCCGCCCAAGAAGAAGGCCGGCAAGGGUCCUCUUGCCCGUCUCCAUGGCAAGGAACGCAAGUAUUUUGACUCAGCCGACCACGCCAUGAAGUCUGCCGGUCUUGACGCAGAAAACGGCAACGUCAUUGCCAACCCAGAGAACAUUCCCAACCGCGGUGCUUCACAGCCCUCGCACAUGGUGCGAGGCACAGCGGCCGAGGAUGAAGGUGAAGAGGCCGCCUCCGCCGACCCCGUCGACGUGCACUCGUGAACAUAAACCCGCCUUCCCUAGCCUCUUCCCUUGCGCAGCCUGUUUGUUGGUUAUUUUGUUUGUCUCUUUGCUGACCCUGUUUGUCUCACAUUCGAGCGCUGGCCUCUUGCGGUGCUACUGGACGUACACCCGCGUUCCCACCCUGGCCCAUCCUGUUGACCUGGGCGCCUCUCCUUACUUGCUGUAUGAUACAAGAAGGAAUCGUCAGGCCCGCUCUGCUUGUCUCUGCAUUUCUAAAGAAAGCUUGAACGACGUUUUCACUUACACCCGUCCCGUGUCUUUGGUUCACUCGUCUUCCAAUGUUCACCCAUUUGGACUUCUCGUCACAAUCCCAUGGAAGUUGCCACUCUUUUGGGUAAUCGAACCGCUACGCUCG